Messenger RNA from Priapulus caudatus, 1158 nucleotides. Its product is annotated as CUGBP Elav-like family member 4. The record is from RefSeq and is a predicted model, not a curated record. Gene Ontology annotation, molecular function: mRNA binding. Gene Ontology annotation, cellular component: cytoplasm; ribonucleoprotein complex; nucleus. NCBI's taxonomy places the organism in Eukaryota, Metazoa, Priapulida, Priapulimorpha, Priapulimorphida, Priapulidae. Gene Ontology annotation, biological process: regulation of alternative mRNA splicing, via spliceosome; mRNA splice site recognition.
UUCCCCCCGUUUUCUUUCCCAGCCAACAUGGCCGCGACAAUUGCAAACGGCGUGCUGCACAGCGACGCGCAGCUCCUCAGCUCACUGACAAACGGCGGCCACGUGAGCGCCAUGCCCGCGAAGGACCACGACGCCAUCAAACUGUUCGUCGGCCAGAUACCACGCAACCUCGAGGACAAGGAUCUACGGCCGCUCUUCGACCAGUUCGGAAAGAUCUACGAGCUCUCGGUUUUGAAAGACCGCGUAACGGGCAUGCACAAAGGUUGUGCAUUUUUAACGUACUGUAACCGUGAGGCAGCGAUCAACGCACAGAGCGCACUGCACGAACAGAAGACAUUACCAGGGAUGAACCGUCCAAUCCAAGUGAAGCCAGCUGACAGCGAGAAUCGGGCAGAAGACCGUAAACUGUUCGUAGGCAUGCUCAGUAAGCAGCAGACAGAAGACGACGUGCGUCAACUUUUCGCGCCUUUCGGUGCCAUCGAGGAGUGUACUAUACUGCGUGGUCCCGACGGAGCAAGCAAAGUAUGGAUUUUACCCGCAGGGGGCGUCCUCGAGCCUCGUUGUGAAGUUCGCUGACACGGAGAAGGAGCGACAACUACGGCGCAUGCAGCAAAUGGCCGGUCCCAUGGGACUUCUCAACCCUCUUGCCUUCACACAGUUUGGAACAUACGGGGCCUACGCUCAGGUGCCUGCGGCUUAUGGAAUUCAGCCCGAUAUGAGUCCUCAUCGGCACAGCAGGUCAAUGGCUCGAUCCAGAACAUGCCCUCACCGACCGCAGCUGUUGCUGGCUUCAACAUUGCUCAAGCCAACGGGCAGCCAAGCGAGAUCUACACUAAUGGCAUCCCUGCACAGUAUGCUGCUCAAGGAGUCGGCAGCGGGGACCCUCUUCAACAGUAUGCUGGCAUACAGCAAUUCGCUGCAUAUCCGGCUGCCUACGGGCAGUACACCCAGGCGCUGGCCCAGCAAGCCGCACUGCAGCAAGGCGCACAGAUCAAGCAUGAUGGAAAGUUCCUAUCAGCUGACGUUGCUGACUGGUGCUACCCUCUACAGCCGAGAAAUGGACAUGUGAUAGCUAACACGGUGCUGCCCUCUGCUGCAGGUCCGAGUUUGCAACCUGUUCAUCCUAUAUCUGCCAGCAAGAGAAUUUGGCGACGCUGA